AUGUCAGUCAUCGCAGCUUUCGACGACGCUACGAAACUGGUCCAGCGUAUUCGUGACCAAAGAACGAAGAGCGAUGGCUUGCAAUUGCCGGAAGAAGCCACGCGAGACCUACUAGAAUCUCUUGCCCUAGGACCCAUUAUUGUCCGUGGCCACUAUGAGCAUGAUCUCAGACGAUUCGGAGAACCUUAUGCCUGUGGUGAUAUACAAGCGCGGGAACAGCUAAAAGAUGUCUUAAUCAAUUUACAAAUGUCUCUGAUCAUCACCUUGAGGACAGUGUUUAUGGAUGGCAUCGAGCUUGACUUUCCUGCCCUCCAGGCAGCGUCAGAUGAUUGUCGAGUCAAUGCCGGGGUCUGCCUUGGUCAACUCUCACAGCGACUUUCGGAUGCGGUGAAAGCGCAGGCAUUCUACCCUCAAACGCUGUCUUAUUCGUCAACGCCUGGAUUAUUGCCUCCUCUAUCUCCGUCCUUGGGCUAUUCCAGCAGCCGCAGCACUCACUCAUCAGGCGCCUUUCCAGCCCCUCGCACUCCCGACGCUAUGGCGGAGCAGUUUGGUCAACUCAGCAUGUCGCCAUCAUGUCGGCAUCCAUUUGAAGAUCGUAAGAUGUCGAUUAGUUCUGGAGGAUCUCAGGAACAGUAUCUGCAUCCUCAGUCUACCACAGUCCAUCGAUCAGUCGCGGGGAUCCAUGUGACCGCACCGGCGGUCGGAGUUCAUAGAAUUGACGAAGGUGACGACAGAAGUAUGCGGCGACGGUCGUCUCAGGCCCUGGCAUCGGAUGACAACAUCCUGUUGAUGUUUCCUCAGCCCGGCGGCAAGCCAGUUUUGACUCUCCCAGCAAACGGACAAGAUAUUGAUCAAGAAUCAUAUGCCUCUUCGGUCAAGAACAGUGCCGCACCGUCACCCGAAUUAUCCCGAGCGUCCAGUGGUCAUCAAAGUCAGGGCUCGAGAGAUCGAUUCGGACCAGAUGACUACGGAGACCAUAUUAUAAGGGGAGACGGCAGGCAAUUCAGCAAUAGUACAAUCUACGACAUGUACCAGCAAACGACUCCAGAAAGACAGGCUUCUACCUCUUAUUCCUCGAGAGCACAAGCUUCCAACCACACCAGCCUGGAGCAUGUGCGAUAUCUGCAGGAAAACAGCAGGCCACCAAGACGAGAACCGAGAUCUGAUUCACUUGGCGUCGCAAUGAGAGCAAAUCGCGAGAUCCCUCGACGACCAGUUCGUUGCCCGACAGACACUACAACCCUAACGCGAGAAUUCCUGUCUCGUCCGUCCGUCUCUGCUCCUAUUCCCAUUGAGCCAGCUCGUACCCCGCCACCCACGGGCCCUCUCCCGCGACCGCCUGCACAAUCCCAUUCUCAAUCGGUCGCUUCCAACCACACCUUGCCCCCUCCCGAUCGUGUGCCUUCAGUCCACACCCUCGCCUCGUCCACUGCUCCGUCCGUUAAUCCUCUGAUAAAUACCGCGCCCCCCAUCCUUCCCACCGAUAAAAGCCUUCUCGGCUUCUGUAAAGGUGCAUUCCGCCUUCAAGCCGGCAUGGAGCGCAAGGCAUUUACCAUUGCCAACCGGCCCCAUGGCUUAUCCGGGAUGACCUCGUAUUGGCGCUGCGAGAAGUGCAAUUUCGAGGGGCCCGUCCACAACACGAUAAAUACCUCGGAUGACAAAAAGAAGAAGGGGAAGCCCGAGAGAGCCUUUGAUCCUAGAAUCCGUCUUUCUGAAGGUGGCGGUAUCCGGUAUCGUUGGACUUUCCUAGCGAAGUGUCAUGUUUCAUUGAAGGGGAUGGUGCUACUUGAUGCAGCGUCUGGCAGGGAUGGGAGUUUCGGCAGUUUUGGGUGCAUCUUUUGUUGCGCGGAGGGGAAGCGUCGAGGGUGGUUGGAUACGUCAAGGACGGCCAGCAUUGUUGGUGGCCCGAUUACUGGGUCGAAUGCGAGCACCAAGUCGGGACGUACGGCCAACAAUACGGCAAAGGCCGAGGCUAUGGCACAAGCGACGCCCAUCUUUGGCAACGUUAGCAGUUUCAUGCAGCACCUUGAGAGCGUCCAUCGACACCAGGAUGGAUGGCCAAACGCCGAGAUGGUCGGUCGGUUCCGCGUCGUGGUAGGUAGAGUGGCGCCGGUAGAAGAGACAGGUUGGGAGGUGAAUUUUGUACCGUUUUGA
Messenger RNA from Cladophialophora psammophila CBS 110553, 2154 nucleotides. RefSeq lists its product as uncharacterized. The transcript has a single exon. The record is from RefSeq and is a predicted model, not a curated record. NCBI's taxonomy places the organism in Eukaryota, Fungi, Ascomycota, Eurotiomycetes, Chaetothyriales, Herpotrichiellaceae. The coding region runs from base 1 to 2154 and encodes 717 amino acids.